GAAAACGGACGCGGAAUGGCGUCUGCCAGGGGCCCGGGAGGCUGAAUAACAGCAGUAUAGACUCGAAUGAACGUAACAGGCACACGCCUAAACCAAUAGGAGCGGGCUUUGCGAGUCGGUAACCAAUCCCUCAAUAGAGAAUGGGCGGGACAACACGGGAAGGGUAGUUCUGUCUUACACGUUCCCGGGUUGUGAACAUCGCCGACCGUUUCCUGCACUGUUGCAUGGUGGUCGAACAGGAGGAAUUGUUGGAAAUUUUUCGGAGCAGCUAAAGCAUGCUCUUGGCCCAGAUAAACCGGGACUCCCAGGGAAUGGCAGAGUUUCAUGAUGCAGAUGGGCAGCCGGUCACACUCUGUCUAACAGAGGCUGUGACAGUGGGAGAUGGAGAUCAGAUGGAGAGUAUGGACACAGUGAGUCUGCAGGCUGUUACACUUGCGGAUGGAUCCACUGCAUAUAUCCAGCAUGACACCAAAGGUUCCUUUUCAGAUGGACAGAUUAUGGAUGGCCAAGUGAUCCAGCUGGAGGAUGGCUCUGCUGCCUAUGUUCAGCAUGUGCCCAUGCCUAAAGCGGGGGGGGACAGUUUACAGCUUGAAGAUGGACAGGCUGUUCAGUUAGAAGAUGGAACAACCGCCUAUAUUCACACACCCAAAGAAACAUAUGAUCAGGGUGGCCUGCAGGAGGUACAGCUGGAGGAUGGGAGCACUGCCUACAUUCAGCACACUGUGCACAUGCCCCAGUCCAACACCAUCCUGGCAAUCCAGGCUGAUGGCACCAUCGCAGACCUGCAGGCGGAGGCAGCAGCUAUUGACCCAGAGACCAUCAGCGUGCUGGAACAGUAUACCACUAAGGUGGAGAAUAUAGAGAACCCCCUGGGGACCUAUGGCAGAGUUGAAGCAGACAAUGGUGUCCACAUGCGGAUUGUGUUACAGGGACAAGACAACAGGCCAGGAAGGGUCUCAAAUGUUGGGGAAAAGUCCUUUCGCUGUGAAUAUGAAGGCUGUGGAAAGCUGUACACCACUGCCCACCAUCUUAAGGUACAUGAGCGCUCCCACACUGGAGACAAACCGUACAUCUGUGACUAUCCCAACUGUGGAAAGAAGUUUGCAACAGGCUAUGGGCUGAAGAGUCACUCACGCACACAUACGGGGGAGAAGCCAUACAGAUGUCAGGAGUUAAACUGCUGCAAGUCCUUCAAAACCUCUGGAGACCUUCAAAAACACACAAGGACACAUACAGGAGAGAAGCCUUUUAAAUGCCCAGUUGAAGGCUGCGGCAGGUCAUUUACCACCUCCAACAUCCGUAAAGUUCACAUCCGAACACACACCGGAGAACGGCCAUACUACUGCUCUGAACCAAGCUGUGGACGGUCAUUUGCCAGUGCCACUAACUACAAGAAUCAUAUGCGGAUUCACACUGGUGAGAAGCCGUAUGUGUGCACAGUGCCUGGCUGUGAAAAACGCUUCACAGAAUACUCCAGCCUUUACAAACACCAUGUUGUUCAUACGCCCUGUAAACCUUACAACUGCAAUCAUUGUGGGAAAACCUACAAGCAGAUCUCCACACUUGCCAUGCACAAACGAACAGCGCACAACGACACAGAGCCCAUUGAGGAGGAGCAGGAAGCCUACUUUGAACCCCCAACAGAUGCCAUCGAUGACCCCAGUGUGAGCUACACGACAACUGUGGUGGAGGCAGAUGACUCCGGAUCAGAGCCGGUUCCAGUGGAAAGCUCCGAUAUGGUUGGUCAGCAGCAUGUUGCCUUGGUAACACAGGAAGAUGGAACACAACAACAGGUCAGUAUCUCCGAGGCAGACCUUCAAGCUAUGGGUGGCACAAUUACCAUGGUAACCCAAGAAGGCACAACCAUAACUAUCCCAGCCCAUGAGCUGGCAACUCAGGGUGCUCACUCAGUCACCAUGGUAACAACAGAUGGCUCGGAUGAACAGGUGGCCAUCAUGACACCUGACAUGGCUUCCUUCCAAACUGUAGAGGAGGCAGGUUACAGCCAAGAGCAAGAUGAUAUUCAUCCUGUCACAUUACUGGCCACAUCCAACGGCACUCACAUCGCUGUACAGCUUAGUGAUCAGCCUUCGCUGGAGGAAGCCAUCAGAAUAGCAUCAAGAAUACAGCAAGGAGAGUCACCAGGCCUGGAUGAUUGAUCGAUAAGGACAGUGAUUAUGAAUUAAGACUAUUCCAAAUGGACUAUGUCAGUGGGAGAAAUCAUGAGUCUUCCUCAAUGUUUUUCCACAAAAUAAUUUAGCUUUUAUGUGUACAUAGAAUUUUGAUAACUGGAGUUCUGGUGUGCUAUUUUGUCCCUCUACAUAAAAUGUGAGAGGGUGAGGGGGGUGGGGCGGUGGGGCUUUCUAAUGUUUAUGGUGCACAGUACUGCAGUGUACAGCUAAUGCUAUUUCUAAUUAAAAAAACAAAAAAGUGA
Molecule: messenger RNA, 2434 nt
Organism: Oreochromis niloticus (Nile tilapia)
Lineage: Eukaryota; Metazoa; Chordata; Actinopteri; Cichliformes; Cichlidae
Gene: znf143b
Product: zinc finger protein 143b
Exons: 15
Coding region: 276-2159 (627 amino acids)
Biological process (GO): regulation of transcription by RNA polymerase II
Molecular function (GO): RNA polymerase II cis-regulatory region sequence-specific DNA binding; DNA-binding transcription factor activity, RNA polymerase II-specific
Source: RefSeq, a predicted model, not a curated record